This is a messenger RNA of Eruca vesicaria subsp. sativa (arugula), 1154 nucleotides long. The record is from the annotation of a GenBank genome assembly. Lineage: Eukaryota; Viridiplantae; Streptophyta; Magnoliopsida; Brassicales; Brassicaceae.
AAUAGAGAUCUACCGCGGCCAGAGAGAUUAGGUUGCUCCUAUCUUCUCGUCAACAGAAAAGUUUCUCUCGGCCAGAAACCAUGUCCUAUUUGCCGCCGAUGUUGGAUCCUGAUGAAUAUUGGGAUACAUUCCGAGCCGAACACACAGGUGUCUUCUGGGACGUCAAUAGUUUCCCAAUUCCAGAUAUCCAUCCCCACUUGAUUUAUGAGAAUAUCAAGUUAACCCUUAGCAGUAAAGGUUACACGGGACCCGUGUCUAUAUGGUUGUAUGCAUAUAGUGAAUCCCAGAUACGGAAUAAGGAGGAUUAUGAGCUUGCUGGAAUCAGAUUCUGUUUCGAACCUUACGACACGAGAGAUUAUAGAAUGACAGUGGACAUGCUACUAUGUGCGCUGGAUCAUCCAAGUUCAAAUCUGAUAGUAAUCGCACGAAACUUCCUAGAGGAAGAUGCAGUCUUUAAUAUUCACCUUUUGCACAAUAGAAGACUGAAUAUCUUCUUAGCAUACGAUCAGGUUGUAGAACCAAUAAUUCCUACUCAAAACCCACUAUGGCUUCUUGAAAGUCUCUGGCAAGCUUCUUUACAACCUUCUUUACAUCAACAACAAGGCCGCGGCGAACAUGUUGUUGACAAAAAGCUCAAGACCACCCCGAUGCCGACCGUAGACUACGUAUCCGGAAGUUCCGUCAGAUUACUUGAUCUGGAUCGUACUACACUUGCCAUCUGGAACGCUGUGGAUUCUGCAGCACUUGAAGAUUUGGAUCCUGUAAUCUCUGCAGCCAAUAUCGAUGCCUUCUUUAUGCUUAAGGGUCUUCCUCCUCCUGAUUUCACCAAGGUGUUUGCUGAUGAGGAUGCCCUCCCUGAACAUCUCAUCUCUAAAUAUCUAGGUUCCACUCUCCUUCUCGAUAUCGUCCCCAAAGGAAAUACACGUGUCAGAAAUCAGAGAAUUGCAACGUUCAUUCUUUUCCAUGCAUUGUCUUAUCUUUGCGAUCCAACAACCUUGCUUGUACUCUCAGAAGACGUUCUGGAAGAAGACUCUCUUCUCAAGACUGUUUAUGAAGCUGUGCGAUCGAAAGGUUUCACUCUUUUUUUUGAGCCGCCCAAGUCCAUAUUAGCGUCUGAGUUACAUUUGCAUCCCAGAUUACAAAGAUGGUUCUGA